AAAUUUGGCUUUCUCCUCUACACUUUCAAUAUCUCACAGAUUUUGUGGGUAUCUUUUUCUUUAUCUUUUGUUGCUGCUUCUUGUAUAUAUUCUCUCUAGACUUCCGUCUUCUUAUCCUUAUUAUUUUAAAUUCAAACAUUGUUCAUAUUUCUCUCUCUAAAUCUCAUCUCACCAGCUGCAAGGAGGGAAAACAUGCAUGAAAUUAUGUUAACCAUGGCAGCUGUUAGGACUUGGUAACAUACUUGUUUCUGCCAAGUUCUCAAGAUUUGGGUGUUUCUCUAAAAGCUUAUAAAUUCUUGGGUUUUUCUUCAAACUUUCGGAAAAUUUGUUUGUUUUAUAUGGAAGCUAGUAAAAGCGAAGAUGAAAACCAAACCCAAAGAUGUAGAAAUACCACAAGCAGUGGAGGUGGAAUUGGGAACAACAAUAUUGGUAGAUCUUUCAAAAAGCAAAGGCCUAAAAAGGUACCCCAAAGAGGACUUGGUGUGGCCCAGCUUGAAAAGAUAAGAAAUGAAGAAGAAGAAGAACAAAAGAAACAUGCAGCUGUUCUUUCACCACCAACUGUUUCUCAUAAAUCAUCAUAUGUUCCUUUGCCUAUCCCAAGUUUCCAUCUUUCAAAUCAAUCAUCGUCUUCUUCUUCAGUGCCAUUUCCUGCCAGUACUGGUGGAGCACUGCUUCCAGUGAAUGGCAGUGUCAAAAAUGGUCAUAAUUUAUGGAGUUCCUGUGAAUGUGACAUUGAAAAGGAAUGCUGUGGGUUGGAUCCAGGACUGAUUUUCAACACAACUUUUCAACAAUCUUCUUCUUCAAUGGUGAAUAACUUGACAUCAAGAAAUUCAUCAACAUCUUUACUGAAUUAUCAGAUGGAGCCCCCUUCAAACCAAAGCUACUAUGGAAAUUGUACAUGUUUAUUGCCUGAACAUGAUAAGGUGAUUGGCAUGAAUAGAUCAUGUCCUUUGUCUCUAGACAAUGCUCCACCCACCUCUAUUCACAACAAAUAUCCUUCCAUGGUUCGUUCCAUCACUGGAGAAGUUGAAGCUACUUCAAGCAGCAAUGGUAGUGGAUUCAAUUUCGAACCCGAAACCUUGAAUUACAGGAAAGGGCGUUGUUGUUCAACUUCAAAUGGGGUCUUUGAUGGAGAUUCUCACAUUAGCUCCUCCCACAACUACUUCAAGUUCAAAAUGCAAGCACUCUCAAUCCAUUUUAAUCAAUCCUGAAUUAGCUUACCAAGCAAGCUUCGAAGAUUCAAUUCUAUGGCAAGGUGUGACGGGAACCGGAUCCGGCUCAAUCGAGCAUCAAGCUUACUAUAGCUUCCUUCCACCUGCAAUGGUGCCAAUUGACCAAGCAACUACACUAACCAUGGCUAAUUGUAAUGGUGAAGUAGGAGACCUUGACCUCAAUUUAAAGCUAUAAAAUUUCUAGAAGGCCCUUUCUUAAUCUUUAAACGGCAAUUUUUUAUUUUUAUUUUUAUGAAGACAAUAUCAAGAA
Messenger RNA from Gossypium arboreum, 1482 nucleotides. Its product is annotated as protein SPEAR2-like. Bases 339 to 1211 code for a protein of 290 amino acids. The transcript has 5 exons. Lineage: Eukaryota; Viridiplantae; Streptophyta; Magnoliopsida; Malvales; Malvaceae. Gene Ontology annotation, molecular function: DNA-binding transcription factor activity. The record is from RefSeq and is a predicted model, not a curated record.